This is a messenger RNA of Osmerus eperlanus (European smelt), 2111 nucleotides long. RefSeq names its product flavin adenine dinucleotide synthetase 1 (gene flad1). Gene Ontology annotation, biological process: FAD biosynthetic process. The coding region runs from base 132 to 1736 and encodes 534 amino acids. The record is from RefSeq and is a predicted model, not a curated record. Lineage: Eukaryota; Metazoa; Chordata; Actinopteri; Osmeriformes; Osmeridae. The transcript is spliced from 10 exons. Gene Ontology annotation, molecular function: FMN adenylyltransferase activity.
UGAAAGGGCGUAACCCAGCAAUAUAUUUCAUAUCAAAUGUAGCUAGCUAGCUAGCCCAUAGUCAGAUUUAAGCAACACUGUCAUGUUCAAGGGAGGAAGCAGAAAAAGCCGGGUUUCUUGACCCUGACGAAAUGGAGUCUGGGCUAAAGCUCUGGAUGCUGCUGUCCCUUCCCAGACUGAGUAGAGCAGUGGUGCGCGUGAGGAGAGUGGCGGCUCAGGUCACCAAGGCAACCAUGUCUCAGAACCACAGGGACUGCAGUGUCUCAGCCCAGGCUGAGGGGGGCGCUACCACCGCGGCCAUCCUCAUCAUCGGAGAUGAGAUACUGAAGGGUCACACAGUGGACACUAACAGUGCCUUCCUGUCUCGGGCGUUGAGGAAGCUGGGCGUGUGUGUGGAGCGAAUCACCGUCAUCCCCGACCAGCAGGAGGCGAUCGCCAAGGAGGUGUCUCUCCUCUCGGCCCAGUACACGCACCUCCUCACCUCUGGGGGCAUCGGCCCCACCCACGACGACGUCACCUUCGAGAGCGUUGCCAUGGCGUUCCAGGAGGAGCUGUACCUGCACCCAGAGCUGAGACAGCUGGUACAGGAGUUCUUCGGGGUGGUGGAUGAAGACAGCCCCGCCAUGAAGCUGGCCAGGGUCCCUCGCUCCUCCAGACUCAACUAUGGGACUGAUCCUCAGACUGGGAAGCUCUUACGCUACCCGCUGGUUAGUGUGCGUAACGUCUAUAUCUUCCCCGGAAUUCCGUCUCUGCUGGAGAGGGCCUUUAAGGGUCUGGAGCACCUGUUUGCUGGCUCAGGGACCGUCUUUCACACACACGAGGUGUUUGUGGAUGCAGAUGAGACUCAGAUUGCUCCGGUUCUGACCAAGCUGCAGAUGGGCCUGGGUCGGAAGGUGGCUCUGGGCUCCUACCCUGACUGGCUGAGUAACUACCACCGGGUCAAGCUGGUGCUGGACUCAGACAGCCAGGAGGAGGUGAACCAGGCCCGGGUCAAGCUGCUGGACGAGCUGCCUAAGGGAAGCGUGGUGCCGCUGGUCACAGACCCGGUGUCCAUCGCUACCGAGGAGGUGUAUACCCUGGCCAAGAGUGGUACCCCGCUGGGUGACAAGGUGGCAUCUGCCCUGAAGACCAUAGAGAGCGCUCUGGAGCAGUACUCCUCAGACGAGGUCUGUGUUGGGUUCAACGGAGGCAAGGACUGCACAGCACUGCUGCACUUGUACCACGCAGCACUGAAACGGCGGUACCCAGACGGGAAAGACAAGGUGAAGGCACUCUACAUUCGCAUUGUCUCUCCGUUCCCAGAGAUGGAGAGAUUUCUCCAAGACACCAUCAAAAGAUACGACCUGGACUUGUUUUCAGUGGAGGGCAGUAUUCGGCAGGCUCUGAGUGAGGUGCAGGAGAGGAGAGCGGAGCUGAGAGCCGUCCUGAUGGGGACCCGGAGGACUGACCCCUACUCCCACACCCUGACCCCCAUGUGCCUCACCGACCCUGGCUGGCCCCCCUACAUGAGGGUGAACCCUCUACUGGACUGGACGUAUCAUGACAUCUGGUCGUUCCUGAGGACUCUCUAUGUACCAUACUGUAUUCUCUAUGAUAAAGGCUACACGUCUCUGGGCAGCAUGGACAACACCUGCAGAAACUCCUCCCUCCAGGUGCUGGAUGCCAGGGGCGUGGCCCACUACAAGCCCGCCUACCAGCUGGAGAACGAGGACGAGGAACGCAACUCCCGUGCGUGAACAGGAUAUGAUGUCACUUCCUGGAGCGGAGCUCUGAGACGGCGGUACCCCGUGUGCAUGGAUGGGCUUCACCUCCACUGAUGAUCUGGAAAUGAACCAAUCACAACACCAAGCUGAGAAACCCAGAGAGGCAGUGAGUCCUGUGCCCGGACACAGCAAAGGGUCACGAGGAGACAGGAGGGGAGAGAAAUCAUUCUCUGAGCGGACUGACAGAAGGCUGUGUGUGUGUCUGUGUGUGAAUCUAUGAGUGUUAGUACGUGCCUGAAUGUUAGCGAGUGUGUGUGUGUGUGAAUCUGUGAGUGUUAGUGUGUGUGUGCCUCAGUGUAAAGGUCAAAUCCUGUGGUUUGCAAUAAAGCAUUAAUCAGUUGCAAGAUU